Messenger RNA from Cuscuta europaea, 1725 nucleotides. The record is from the annotation of a GenBank genome assembly. Lineage: Eukaryota; Viridiplantae; Streptophyta; Magnoliopsida; Solanales; Convolvulaceae.
CAUAAAUUAAAACUUUGUUCAUUUCAGUAUUUCAUUUCACUUUAAUUCAAGCGUGCUUUCACCUGAAUGCAUCAUCUCGCCAUAUACCGGAAACCUGCGUCAGUACAACUUAAUGGCAUAUUACCAAAUCGGAACAGUGAUCCGAAGCCUAGACUUUCUGUAACUCGUACCUUCUUCCUCGGGAGGACUCGCUGUUCGAUUCUCAAUUGCCGUCUGAUUGAAAUUACGGAUCACCCAAAGCACCCGCUUUCCAAUGGCGCCGAAGAACACCGCUUCCGAGCAGUCGGGGUUAAGGAUAUAGAUGUCUCAACGUUCGGGAACCUAUGUGUUGAUAUUGUGCUCAAUGUCCCUAAAUUGCCCCCCAAACCCCAUGACCAACUCAAGUCUUAUAUGGAUGAGCUGUCCAGGACACCUCCAGAUAAGGAAUACUGGGAAGCUGGCGGCAAUAGCAAUGUGGCGAUAGCAGCGUCAAGACUUGGGCUUUGCUGUACUACAAUUGGUUAUGUUGGUAAUGAUGUAUAUGGGCGCUUCUUUUUAGAUGUUCUUCACAGUGAAGGAAUCAGUAUGGUUGGAGUGAAUGAACAGAGCAACACAUUUAACACGUCAAGCGCAGCAUGUGAAACUCUGCUCUGUUGGGUCCUGGUGGAUCCUUUACAAAGACAUGGUUUUUGCAGUCGAACGGAUUUCACCAAGGAUCCUGUAUACAGUUGGAUGAUUGAGUUGCCUGCUGAAGUAAAGAAUGCUAUAAAACAAUCAAAAAUCUUGUUCUGCAAUGGUUAUGACUUUGAUGAAUUCUCUCCUAGACUGCUCGAAUCUGCUUUGGAUUGUGCUGUUGAAGCGGAAACAUCCAUCUUUUUCGACCCUGGUCCAAGGGUGACCCUUGUCUCAGGCAGACCUGAAAAACAGAGAGCAUUAAAAAAAUUCUUAAAGAUGAGUGAUGUGCUUCUCUUCACUUCGGAGGAGGUGGAAUCAUUGACUGGCAUUGAAAACCCAAUAAGGGCAGGGCAAGAGUUGCUGAAGAAAGGAACUCGUACAAAGUGGGUGGUUGUUAAGAUGGGUGCAAAUGGUUCGAUUUUGAUCACCAGGUCAAGUAUAACUUGCGCCCCUGCUUUCAAGGUGAAUGUUAUAGACACUGUCGGGUGUGGAGACAGCUUCGUGGCUGCCAUUGCAUUUGGUUAUAUACAAAAUGUGCCUUUGGUUCAUACUCUAACCCUUGCAAAUGCUGUUGGGGGCGCAACUGCUAUGGGUUGUGGUGCAGGUAGAAAUGUAGCUACCCUAGAGCAAGUGAAAGAACUCAUGAAAAGAUCAAACAUUAAUGAGGAUUUCAAACUUUGGGAGGAGUUACUCACUGAUAUUUUAGGAACCCUGGAAGUCAACUUGCUCUCAGGGUUGCUCGUAAACAGCCAACAGCUUAACAUAGUUCCCCUGCAAAGGGUGGUCUCUGAAAUCCUACCCAAGCUCGAGCCUACCAAGUCAAAGAUUGCCAUUACUUCUUCUCCAGCAUGAACUCUGUGAGAGGGUAAAUUGGGGAUUGCCUAUAGUCAACACUCAACACAUUACUGCUCUUUUCUCAAGUCACACCGUAAAACAUUUGUAUUUAGCAUUUGUAUUUAGCAUUUUAAUGGCUACAACUGAUAAAACACGAUCAAACACAAUAUUUUUUCUGUGUACUAAUUGUGUGACAAUAUUUAGAAGAAAAUUUUAAAUGCAUGGUACUUUCGAGGA